AUGUUAUUAUUGGAUGAAAAUCUAGAUAACAAACGAAGCGAUGGUGGUGGUGUUUGGUUCGGACCUCGAUUGGGAAAACGCGCUGUGGAAUUUGCAUUCGAAGACAACAGGUAUAAAACAGAUGAUAAACGCCGGGAAAAUGUUCUCUUUACACCUAGAAUCGGCAGAAGCCAGUCUGACGAUUUGCCACGUGACGAUUACUCAGACCGCGCAGACGCCGCAGUCGAUCCGAUGGAUAAUAGGGUGAGGUAUUUCUCACCAAGACUUGGUCGGACUAUGAAUUUCUCACCAAGACUGGGCCGGUCUAUGGAUUUCUCACCAAGAUUGGGACGGGAGCUCAUCUAUGAAUUAUACCCUGACAAGAUUAGAGUUGCACGGAGCGCCAACAAAACGAAAUCGACAUAAUUCAUUUAAAAUCUUACCUCUCUAGUACUUAUAUUACUAAAAAAAAAAUAAAAAAAAAUAGCCUUUAGAA
Hyposmocoma kahamanoa is the source of this 475-nucleotide messenger RNA. RefSeq names its product PBAN-type neuropeptides-like (gene PBAN). Gene Ontology annotation, biological process: neuropeptide signaling pathway; pheromone biosynthetic process. Gene Ontology annotation, molecular function: neuropeptide hormone activity. The transcript is spliced from 5 exons. Bases 1 to 405 code for a protein of 134 amino acids. NCBI's taxonomy places the organism in Eukaryota, Metazoa, Arthropoda, Insecta, Lepidoptera, Cosmopterigidae. The record is from RefSeq and is a predicted model, not a curated record.